AUGAAGUUCAUUACAACCAACUUUGUCAAGUGCGCUAUCAAAAGCUGUGACUCUUCAGAUAAAUCAUUUCCCUUACAAUACAGCGAGUGUCAGCUAGUGCAAGAAGAGCAGGAUUUCAAUGGAGAGUUCAUAGCAUCAAUGUUGGAACGACUUGACUGGCCAGCGGUUCUCAAGGUUGCUAGUGACUUGGGUAACACCUCCUUGCCUCAAAAUAAGCCCGAGGGUAUAGACCCAAUCAUGGAAGAUGACCAGGCCAUAUUGAAAGACUUGCAUACCUUGUUAGUGGAGACACAAAUAGUCGAAGGAAAAAUGACAUGUGGAAACUGUGGACACAUAUACUAUAUCAAGAACUCCAUUCCCAACUUUUUACUUCCCCCACACCUUUGCCAGUAA
Meyerozyma guilliermondii ATCC 6260 is the source of this 393-nucleotide messenger RNA. RefSeq names its product RNA methylation protein. Gene Ontology annotation, biological process: peptidyl-glutamine methylation; rRNA (guanine-N7)-methylation; tRNA methylation. The transcript has a single exon. The record is from RefSeq and is a predicted model, not a curated record. The coding region runs from base 1 to 393 and encodes 130 amino acids. Gene Ontology annotation, molecular function: protein heterodimerization activity. NCBI's taxonomy places the organism in Eukaryota, Fungi, Ascomycota, Pichiomycetes, Serinales, Debaryomycetaceae.